GCUACUAGCACUACUGUAUGGCUACCAUGUUUCUGUUAUUUUUUGUGCACUUGCAGGUAUUAGACAAGCUGUAAGAUUCAGGAAUGUGACAGCAGUGCUUCAUCUUCUUUCCUGUCUGCUGCUCCUCACUAUCAUGGAGGCUAAACCAGCAAGUGAAGAUGAACACGUAACUCUGGUCAAGAGACACCAGAACACAAAGCAAAGGCACCAACCAAUGCAUAGUACUAAAAUGCCUGAUGAACAGAUUGGGAGGCAGAGAGGGAGUUUCUCUGUGGAAUACAUUAACAUAUUUUUGUGUUAUUGACACGUCUUGUGUCCUGAAGUUCUUUCCAUUACACAGGUGGAAUUACAUAUCUUUGGAUGAGGUAUAAGAUAUGAUCAUAGACUUAUCGAAAUAGAAAAGAAAAAGGUUUGCUUAAAAGUUAAGGUGUUAAGAGUUAAAUCUGUUGAUUUCUGUCCUGAAUGCAUAUCCUACAGUUUUUUUUUUUUAAAUUUUAUUUUACAAUUUUGUUUCUGAUAUCCUUGACUUACAUAGAUAGACAAUUUUUAACUAGUUUCCAAUGGCAAUUUGCUGAUCAGAGUAAUAGAAGUUGCUUAUAACUGCUUAUAACUGAAAUAGCUCUUAUUACAGUGUUGAGGGCUGACUAUUCUUUUUUUUCUUUCUGGGCUACAUAAUGACUUGAAAAUCAGUAGGAUAAGCAGUACGGAUAAAAGCAGUAAAUUCUUUUUCAGAACCAAUCUUAUUGUAUAUAUAAGUGUUAUAACACAACUACAGGCUUCAUUGUAUAUGCAAAACAACUGCUUUAGACCAUUUCUUUUGCAGUAUUUUGUCAUUUCUCUGCAAAAAAGUCUGCAAGUAUGAAUGCUUACAAAACAUUCAGACAAAACUUUAGACAGACUCAUGGGUGAAUAUAUGUAAAAAUGUUUACCUACCUAACCAAAAUUUUUUACUAUUGAUUUGAUGAUACAAAAUUAAGUGCCAGCAGUGGUUGUGGGAUCUUUUUUUCCUUUUUUGCACUGGUGCUUGACCAAUAUUCGUAGUGAUUUGGAAAGCUGAUAUAAUUUGGUAGGAGAAAAGCAGAGCUUAAACUAUGUUUAAGGAAGAACGCUAGCAUUUGCAGAGAUGUGGAAGAAAAACAGUUCCUGCUGGCCAGAAAAUCAUGAAGUCUGUAAUAUAAUCAGUAGCAGGAGAAAAAUCACCUUUUCCCGUGCCAAGAUGCAGAAACAUUAAAGAAAAUAAUCUUGAAUAAGUUGAUGUAAAAAAAAAAAAAAAGUAAUUUUCUUUUUCUUUUUCAGAUCUAUAUUAUGUAUGACUGUAAAAAAUGGAGAGACAAUACAUCUAAGUGAGAUAGAGGUAAUUCUUAUUAGGAUGAGGACAGAAUGGUCAUGAUUAUUAAAUAGAAUAUUUAUUGAGCAAAAGCACUUCUAUAGACUUUCUUAUGGCAGUGACUCCAUAUAGAGCAAGUAGGUCAUCCCUAGUAGAAAAUCUUAGGAUCAAUAAAAUCAAAAGUGAAGCAGAUAACCUCUAGUUAUACAAUCAGAAAUAUUAGAAAAGAAACGAAAGAGAGUCACAGAAUUUGUAGUUCUUAUUUGCAAGUGUAGUUGUAGAAUUCUUAACUAAUCCGCACUAGCACUGAAAUUUUUGUAACUUUUUACAGGGACAAUGAAUAAAACCACUAAUGUUAAGAUGUUAUCAGAAUUGCUAUAAUUGAAAAGUUAUUCACUUAAUCUUUUACAUUUUAAUAAUUAAAAAAAAUCUUUUUGCUGAGCGAGGAGAGAAUGGGCAUUCACUGAGCUUGGGCCAUGCUAUCAUGUGUUCUUUUCUUCAGGUGUUAACAAGUUUCCUUACUGAUCCUCUUGAAUUUCUUUUCUGCUUUUUAUUUUUGGAACUAGAUCUUUUGUUAAUUGUUGCUCUCUGCAAUUAAGUUGGAGGAAAUAGGAUGCUGUGAUUCUUGUUAGUUAUGUUUUUGACUUAUUGCUGCAUGGAAUUUAAACUGAAAUGAGGGAAAAAUGCUUACUUUACAGAGAAUUUAAUGUCAAGAACAGAGCAGUUUUCAUAAGUGAGUCAUCCAGGGACUUCAAGUUAGUUGCUGAGGAUGCUUCUGUACUGAGACCUAGAAGAGGAUCAGAAAGAAAUCAGUUGUGCUGAAAAGUCCUAUGUACUAGUUUAUGUCCACAUUAUGAGUGGCUUGUUCCACUUAGAGCGGUCUGGUUGCCGCCCAAAACACAUAGCACUGAAUCUUGGUACUGGGUCUACGUAAUGCACCUCUGAAUACAAUGGAUAUGUGUCUUUUUGUAUUUGAAAUAGUGUGAGGGCUGUAGCACAGCUCAGUGGUACUAGUGAAGCAUGAAGCUGAGUUUCCAGAAAAUGUGAUGGCAUUUGGGGUGCUUCGAGGGUCAGUGUCCUCCUGGCUAUGUGGAAGGGCUCUGCAGGCCAACAGGAGUGGUAUGGGUGUGAGUCUGUCUGCACUGCCCCUCGGGAGCAGUCUCUCAGGUGAUGCAUGUGCUGAGCUCUGCUUGGUCAUACCUUGCCUACGUGUCCUUAUUCCCAGUAGUUCUUUAGCAGAGCAAGGGAAUGAAUUCAGCACUGUUGGGAACUGAGGUGCCAGUACUGAAUUCACUCCCUUACGCUCGCUUGUUUAGCACAGCCAUUGUAAAAACAAAGUCUGUAAAAGCCAGAAAAUGAGUCCACAUCACCUUUUCUUUCCUUUCUGGUCUUCAGAUAUCUGUCUUUCAUGAGCUGCCAUGUUUAAUCAAAAGGGAUCCAUGGGUAGAGUCAUUUCCUAAUUGAUGCUGCUGCCUUUUUAAACUGAAACACUUCAUUCUUAUUGUGAUCAGCAAGGAGAAAUUUGACUAGAUGGGUGACUGAUCCAGAGGGGAGUACUGGUAAUCAGCAUUAAUGGAAGGAGCCUGCCUUUACUUAUUCACCCUACGAAGGAAAAAGGAAUUUUCAGGAAGAUGCUUUUAGUCAGUGCACUGAAUUAGGAGAACUUGUUUUAUUUUCUUUAUGUUGCCACUGUCACUGUCAGGAUGUUCUUGGUCUUUGCCCUAGACUUCCAUUUGUGUAAUGGAGGGAUAAAUUAUGUCUUUUUUUUUUCUCCACAGCAUGUAAUAGUGGGUGGCAUAUUUGAUAAUUUGUCAGUGGCAUACAAGCAUUUUUGUUAAUAUCCUUUUAUCCAAAGUAAAAGCUUAAUUUUUUUUCCAGUGUGAAUUUGUAACAUUUCUUCAUAGAUCAAAGCACCGGAUUAACCCAUUUGGCAUUUUCACAUUGCUACAAUUAAUGGAUUCCAUUUAGGUCCUCAUUUCAGACUCAUAUCUUUUCAGAGGUACUGACCUGUUUCUUACCAAAGCAUGAAGCUAGUCAUCUAUCUUACUAUAAAUAACCAAUUAUUCUGUUCAUCAUUUGCAAUUUCUUCACAAACUUCAGAGUCGCUGGACUCAGACUUUCUAGGGGCAAGGUUAAUUUUUCUCUUCAUUUUUUCUUAUCCUUAUUCUCAUGGCCUUACAUUAAUGUGCUCAAAGGAUAUGAUUAAGGGCUAUAUUUCUCUUAAUUAUAUUGGUUCUUGAAAAUGUUUUGAAGUUGGUCCUUUUUUCCUUGUGAAGUUAUUUUCCUCAAGGAAAUACCAUUUCUGUUCCUCAGGCACUAUUUUUUUUUUUCUGCCGGUGUUAGAAACUCAACCUGUCAGUUUUGCUAGUUCAAGGAAUUCUUGAAUAUGCUCAUUGCUCAGGGUUGUGUUGAUCUGCAGGUAUCCAUGCUUCCCUUUCAUGUGAGAAAUGAAAUUGAUAGCAUUCACAUGUACCUGAGUUUAUCAGUAGAUUGAGAGAUCGAAUUCUACUUUAACAUACCUCUAGAAACUGCCUCAAAUCCAUGUUUAUUUCAUAGCUGAAUAUUUGAUUGUGGCAUGCAAUAAACGUAUUGCAUAUUAUCUAUUGUGAUGGGAUAUCUAGAAUUAUAGAAGUUUUAUGAGUUUUAUGAGUGAGGUUAUAUUUAUUUGGUGCAGUUUUUUUUUUUUUUUUUCCGUAGAAUGCACUCACUCUUUAGAUCUAUAUUAGAAAAAAAAAAAAGAAAAAUAUUGAUUUGCCCACAGACUUUUCCCAUGUGAGUAUCUGUCAUGUAUGUCUGUUUCUGAAGAGCCUUAAUAACUAUACAUUUUGUUUAGCAGUUACUUGCCUCUGCUAAAGCAUUUUAGAUUGUUAGGGGUAUCUAUAUUACAGAUUAGAGUUGCUGGUUUUCUUUACACCUUUUUUCCCCCCAGUUGUAACAUAAAAAGUCUAUCCAGAUGCAUAUCUUUGUUUUCUGCAAAACAUCUGUUGCCACUGUGUGCACUGGUAACAGAGCAGUACCCCUCAACUCCAUUAUUAAUUCUGUUUUUUAUCAACAUUUGUUGCGUAGAUGUCCAUAACAAAAUGACCAGCAAUGUUGCUUAACUGGGGAAAUCCAAGCCUGAUGAGUGUGUCAUGCUUUUCCAAUUGAAAAUGUUACAAAUUACAAGCUUUAAGCAAAUGAAAAGGCGAAAAGGUAGCUUUAGCCACAGUGAAGGAGUUAAAAAAAAAAUUAACAAACAAAAUCUCUUUCUUCCUCCAUGCUCUCAUCAAAACGCUGUAUGUGGCUCCAGGAUUUUGCAUGGAUGCAGAAAGGCUUUGUCUACUCCUUCAAGAUACAUUUUUUCCACUUUGAAGCUUUGUGGAUCUUUCUGUCUGUCUGUCUGUCCCUCUUUGCUUUUUAGUUCUAGAUUAUUUCUAACUCUCUGUAGGCUGAGCUGUCUGUUAAUGAUGCAAAGAACACUUGUAAUAUGCUGAGUGCAACUGUGAGAAGGCAAAGGAAGAAAUGAGCCUUAGCCUGCCUGGUGGUACAAGGCCAAAACAGCACAUGGAGAAGAAAUUGUAUGGUGCUGGCCUUAAAGAAUAUUGAGAAGAAGAAAGGUAGGAGAGUUCCUGGGCAGUCCUACCCCUUGACCCCAAUAAAAAGACAAGUGUGUUCGUCAGCAUUUCAGUUGGUCAUUUUCCUGAUGCUCAGGUUACUUAUUGAUGGGGCUGUUUUAGAUCCAAGAAAUAUAUUGUCCUUCUGAUUUAUUCUCAGAUGGUACAGGGACCAUUCAGAGUUCAAUGAUUUCUUGUAACUGCUGCCUUGCAGGAUGGAUUGAGGUCUAUUCGGGGUGAUAGUUUGUCAGGUAGUGCUAUGCUUGCAGGAGAUUAUGUUGAUUGGCUUUCAAGUGAAAGGGUCAUGAAAGAAAAGGAAAAAGACCAGGAUUAGUCUAAUGUUUAACCUUGUCCAAAACAAAGUGACUGGAGAAAAAUACUAAAUGCUCUAAUUGCACUGAAUGUUUGAGCUUUAAAAAUACUUAAGAAUUUUUUUUUUUCUCUUCUUGGGGGAGAGGGGAAAAGUAGAACAUGCCUGGAGCUUUUUUGUACUUUUUUCUGAUAGCUUAGUAAAACAGAAACCCAACUUAAAAAUACUAAUUUGAUAUUGAGGGCCAAUAUGUAAAUAUAUUGUAUUUUUAUAAACUUAUAGUUCAGUUUCAUUUUAAAUUUGAACCUUUAUGUACAAAUGUAUCUAUUUGGUAAAUGCAUUCUAAAUCUCUUGUGAAUUCAAAGUAGUCAAAUUUCAUUUGAAGGAAAAUAACUUUACCAGGUGAAAUUAAGCAUCAGUAUCUUUUUUUCUUUUCUUUUUUUUUUUUUCAAGAAGACUAGGCUCUGAGGGUUUAAAAGGAAAUAUACAGGUCAUAGAAAUAGAAUAGCUCAGGUUAGAAAAGACCUUCAAGAUCAUCAGGUCCAACCUCAACUUAACCAUACUACCCUAACUUUAACAAGCACUGCUAAGUCGUGUCCCUGAGCACCACAUCCAGACAGUUUAUAUAAUCAUAGGAUGCGGAUGGAACCUUUAUAUAUCAAUAACUGCUUGUUUUUGCAAUGUAUGAUGACUUAGUAAUGUUGUAAUAUAAUUAUCAGUAAAUUAUUUGUUUACACGAACUUAAAUGUGAUUGCAAGGUCAGAAGAAUGGUACAAAUCGCUGAAUGCUGCCAAGGAGGGAGUAACAGUGAUAAGGUUAUUGAGCAGAGGAUGCUCCAGCUUCUGUCAGUAAGGCUGGGAUACAGGGCUUGGUUUGAUCAAAGUAAGUUGUUUUGAUUCCUGUAUAAGAAGGGAAUCAGAAAGUCAAGUAACGGUGUAUAUAACUUGAGUUGUGGCUUUCUGCUGUGCCUGUUGGCCUUACGGUGUUGGAGCGAGCAUGCUGAUACUGUGCCUUGUGAACACUGUGGCCUUUGCAACCAGCCUGAGCCUGUGGUCACUCCUAAUGGAGUAACAUAAAUAGUGGAGCCUCAUGGUGCUGCUGCCGGUGUCUCCAAGGUGACAGCUCCUACUACAAUAGAAACUACUCACCCUUUUCCACCUUUUAACUUCAGCUGACUCACUCAGUUAAUUCCCUCCUUUUCCAAUGUCACAUCCUAUCUUGUAGUUCAUAAGCCCAGCUAUCUCUUGUGGCCUUUGUUCCUCCUUCAGGUUAACUCUGUUUGGCAUUUUAGGCUGCCAGGUUCUGAUACGAGGUGAUUUGCUGUUGUAAUGCAAGAGUUUGGGGUCCCCUCAGUAAUAUGUAAACUGAGUGCCCAGGAACUGGAAUAUUUUGAAAUGGAUAAUACCAACCAGAAACAAACCCGUCACCACAGGAGGCUGUCUGCAGGGUCCUUGUCCAGAGCCAGCAGCUGCUGAGUGAAGUGGAGGGAUGGGGAAAUGAGGCCAAAAGAGAGGACAAAGGUAAAAUGCUGUGCUUAAGGCAGAGCCUCAGUUCAGGCUGAGUCAGACUUCAGUUUGAGCACGUGGAGAGUUUUGUUGCGUGGAAAACAUGGCUGUGGUGCACACUGAGUGAGUUAUAGUUACAAAUGCACGUCUAUCAAUGAUAGAUUAAGUUAACAUGAAAAAUUUUAAAAUAUCUGCACCCUUCAGACAUUGUUCUUCUGGUGUCUGAGAUGUACCUGGAUGGAUCAGGACCUCUAAAAUAAGUUGUAAGAACUGCUCCCCCAGGAAGGUCUGUUUCUGUCCAUUAACUGUGAAGGAAGUGUCAGAUGACUGUUUCAGUUAAAGCAUUCUAACGUAGGGCGAAAUCCAAUGUCUUAUUACAUGGAAAGCUGUAUCUAAGUACUAGCUGAUGCAAUAAUCAGCAAGUCUAGCUUUGCAGAGGGCUGUAUUCAGAUGUAAGAACAAAAUAUUGAACAGAGAGAAGGUACAGAAGAAGUUUAGUGAAAAGCACAUCUGCUAACCUGAACCAGCAAGUAGGGAAGAGUUACGCUUGUCAUUUUAUAGCAACCUGUAGAACAUUCUUGUUCUCAAAAACAUGGUAAGGGGACUCAACCAAAACUUGUUUUGGUUGAUGUUUUACCUCUGCUGCUUCCUCCUGUUCAGAAAGGGUGGGAAAAAACUUCCUGGUGACCGCAGUUAUUGAAGUUAUUUAUUUUAAAUAGAAGUGCAGGACAUGCAGAAACAUUCAGUCUCUACUCUCCCUCUUUCUGAGGCAAGGCUCCCACGUGCUUCUGGUAAAAUACAAAAGAGACUUUGAAGAAAGCAAAGGAAGAGGGUUCAGUAUUGUGACCGAUACGCCCGAGUUACAAAGACUGAAAAGGACUCAGGAACAAAUCAGUAAUCCUUACAUCCUAGAAAGAUAAUUCUGCGUUGGCCACAACUUGAAUCUAAUUAGCAAACUCCUCUAUUAUAGAAAUGCAUUCCACACAGAGUAGUCUUUAUAUUUAGCAGAUAAACAGUAUACAUCAUGGACUAAGGAUCUAAAUAAGGGUACAAGACAUUGAAAGUUUUGUUUUGAUUUCAUCUUGAAGUAUUAGAAAGUUCUCAAAGAGCCUAUUUGAAACAAAAUUGUAACUGCUUCCUUGAAGGGUGAAGGAGAAGAAUAGCAUGAAAGGAAACAAGAAAAACUGAUUGCAGCGUGCAUGUCUACAUUUCACAAAACCUGCCAUGGCACAUCAACGAAGAGACUGGAAUGAUCUACAAAGUAAAGAAGGUAGACAAGGAAUGGCCACACUCCCUGUCUUCAGGUACAAGAACCAGAAACAAAGAAAGCUCGUCAGAAGCACAAUCAAGACAAGCAAGAGGAGUUCUUUCUUUGUGAAAACUAUUAAACGAUGGAAUUUAGAAGAUCACAUGCAUACACUGUGACACCAUAUCCACUGGAAUAAGGAUGUAUUUCAGUUUCAUGCUAGCUGGACUUCAUCGCAGGAAAGAGUUUUCAUUGUUGUUUCCUCCAAGUAUUAAAAUGCGAGUAUCUGUCACUCAGGAAUUCACAGAGGAUGAAAAUGAGAAUGGAGAAGAAGAAAGGGUCUUCCUCAAGCCUGUUAUUGAGGACAGAAACAUGGAGCUGGCCCGAAAAUGCAGUGAAAUAAUAAGUGAUGUACACUACAAAGAAGAAUUUGAAAAAUCUAAGGGCAAGUGCAUAUUUGUACCUGACACCCCUCAGCUAAAACACGUGAAAAGUGUUGGUGCUUUUAUUUCUGAGGUGAAGUACAAAGGAGCUGCUAAGAAAGACCUUUCCAACUCUCUUUAUCAGCAGAUGCCAGCUACAAUUGACAGUGCAUUUGCAAAAGAAUUAACUCAGCUGCAGAGCAAGGUUCUGUAUAAACAAAAACAUGAUGCUGAGAAAGGAACUUCAGAUUAUGCGCAUAUGAAGGAGCCUCCGGAUAUUAAGCACGCCAUGGAAGUCAAUAAAUACCAGAGUGAUGUGUCAUAUAAGAGAGAUGUGCAAGAUACUCACAGAUACACUGAAGUGCUGAACAGGCCAGACAUAAAGAUGGCAACAGAGAUAACAAAGAUAAUAAGUGAUGCUGAGUACAAGAAAGGAAGGGGAGAGAUGAAUAAGGAACCUGCUGUACUUGGAAGACCAGAUUUUGAACAUGCUAAGGGAGUUUCUAAACUUCUAAGCCAAGUGAAAUACAAAGAGCAGUUCAAAAAAGAAAUGAAGAGCCACCAGUACAAUCCUCUUGACAGUGCUUCCUUCAAGCAAGCGCAGAUUGCAUCCACCUUGGCAAGUAAUGUGAAUUACAAGAAGGAUUACAAGGAAAGUCUGCAUGAUCCAGCUUCUGAUCUACCAAACCUGCUGUAUUUAAACCAUGCUUUAAAUAUCAGCAAAAUGCAUAGCGAUGUCAAGUACAGAGAGAAUUACGAGAAAUCUAAAGGCAAAUCAAUGCUCGAGUUUGUGGAUACACCAUUGUAUCAAGUUUCAAAGGAUGUUCAAAAGAUGCAAAGUGAGAAAAUAUAUCGCAAAGAUUUUGAAGAAAGUCUUAAGGGAAGGCCCUCACUGGAUUUAGACAAAACCCCAGAGUUCUUGCAUAUAAAGCAAGUCACUAAUCUUCUGAAGGAGAAAGAGUAUAGAAAAGAUUUGGAAGAAUGGAUGAAAGGAAAAGGAAUGACAGUGUUUGAAGAUACGCCAGAUUUGAUUAGAGUUAAAAAUGCGGCUCAGAUACUAAAUGAGAAACAAUACAAGAAAGACCUGGAAACUGAAAUUAAAGGGAAGGGCAUGCAAGUUGGUCCAGAUACUCCUGAGAUAAGACGAGCCAAGAAAGCUUCUGAAAUUGCAAGCACUAAAGAGUAUAAGAAAGACUUGGAGAAUGAAAUUAAAGGAAAGGGAAUGGAAGUGGGCAUGGAUACCCCUGAUAUACAACGAGCAAAGAAAGCUUCUGAAAUUGUAAGCCAGAAAGAAUAUAGAAAAGAUCUGGAGACUGAAAUUAUAGGAAAAGGGAUGCAAGUUGGUCCAUUUACACCUGAAAUACAACGUGUCAAAAGAGCUUCAGAAAUAGCAAGCCAGAAAAUGUACAAAGAUGAAGCAGAGAAGAUGCUCUGUAACUAUUCUGCUGUCCCUGACACUCCAGAGAUGGAGAGGAUAAAAAGCACUCAGAAAAACAUCAGUUCAGUGUUUUAUAAGAAGGUGGUAGGAGCUGGCACAGCUGUUAAAGAGACUCCAGAGAUUGAAAGAGUAAAGAAAAAUCAGCAGAAUAUUAGUUCGAUUAAAUACAAAGAAGAAACUCAGCAUGCAACUCCUAUUUCUGAUCCACCCGAACUAAGGAGAAUCAAGGAAAACCAGAAGAAUAUAAGCAAUGUUCACUAUAAAGAGCAGCUCUGCAGGGCUACACCUGUGAGUGUCACUCCAGAGAUUGAAAGAGUCAAGAGGAAUCAAGAGAAUGUCAGCAUGGUUCACUACAGAGAGCAGCCUGGCAAAGCUACUGCUGUGAGCAUCACUCCUGAGAUAGAGAGAGUCAAGAAGAAUCAAGACAAUAUCAGCUCGGUGAAGUACAGCAGUGAUCAGAGGCAGAUGAAAGGUAGACGUAGUGUGAUUCUAGACACACCUGAGCUAAGGCAUGUCAAAGAAACACAAAACAACAUCUCAAUGGUUAAAUAUCAUGAAGAUUUUGAGAAGACAAAGGGCAGGGGUUUCACGCCAGUGGUGGAUGAUCCUAUAACAGAGCGGGUGCGGAAAAACACCCAAGUUGUAAGUGAUGCAGCAUAUAAAGGGGUGCACCCACAUAUAGUUGAAAUGGAUAGAAGACCUGGAAUAAUUGUUGAUCUUAAGGUUUGGCGCACAGAUCCUGGCUCCAUCUUCGACAUUGAUCCUCUGGAGGACAAUAUUCAAUCUAGGAGUCUGCAUAUGCUUUCUGAAAGAGCAAGCCGCUACAGUAAGCAGUACUUGCAUUCUACAAGUUUGGGAGAUUAUAAAUCAGAUGGUUCUGACACGAACCCUACCUUUUCUUACUGCAGUGAGAUAACAAGGCCAUCUGAUGAAGGAGCCCCUGUACUCCCUGGGGCAUAUCAGCAAAGCCAGUCCCAAGGAUAUGGAUACAUGCACCAGACCAGUAUGUCGUCUAUGAGGUCAGUGCAUUCACAGCCUCAUCCAGCAGGCCUGAGAACAUACAGAGCUAUGUAUGACUACAGUGCUCAAGAUGAAGAUGAAGUUUCCUUCAGGGAUGGUGACUAUAUCAUCAACGUGCAACCAAUUGAUGAUGGCUGGAUGUAUGGUACUGUUCAGAGAACUGGGAAAACAGGAAUGCUUCCAGCAAAUUAUAUUGAGUUUGUUAACUAAUUUUUGUCUCUAGUCCUUUGAGCUUUGUUAUGAUUUACUCAAAAUCUAAUCUUUUAGAAAAAUUCAGAAGAAUCUUUUAAGACCACAUGUUCAUUACUUUAUUGCUACUAUGACAGUCUGCAUUCCACUCAGAAUCCAAUUUAGAGUCCUUUAAAUACGGAUGAAUAAACAACAAGAGCUUUGAAAACAGCAUGGUUUAUAAUAGUGCUCCCUCAAAAUAAAAUAAAAAAAAAAACAUAUAUGGAAGCCUGGUGCUGCUAAUCCUAUAAAAUCAAUUAGCUGUAAAGGGAAAAUACCUUUUCCCUACAUCUCAAAGAGGUUGUUUCUCUUUAUAGUAACCAUAAAAUUGAUUCGCUUCUUAUGGGAGACGUCUAAUGUUUGAGAAGUCAGCAUCCUCAUAAAAAUAAAAAUGUUAGAGAAUUUGAUCAUUUGAAAUAAUGCCAAGUAAUAUAUUUGUAAAAAAUAAACAAACCUACUGCCCAGCAGCCUUACAAUGAAAAGGUUUAUUUUGACAGUAAAAAUUUCCCAACUCUCACCUGCAUUAAUUCCUAGAUUACCCAUUUUAUGUUUUUCACAGUGACUUCUUCUAUCAGCUUGGCUUGCAUCCUAGUCCAUCAGUUAGAUCCAUGCCUGGUUUCAUGGUUCAUCAGUAUCUUUCCCACAGAAAAUUCCUUGCAGAAAUUAUCUAGAGUAUAAAAGCUACCAAGUCUUCUGUUUCCUUCAAAUAAUACUUUGUGUUUAAAUAUAAACUUCCAUUAGAGCAAUGUUACUUCCUUUACUUUCCCCUGUACUGCUGUAAAUAGUGUGUGUGAGGCCCUGGUGCUGUGCAAUCACACGAAGCAUGCAGGCACAUCCCUUCACCUUACCACAAGUAACUUGCUUAAUGGCUGCCUUGCUAAUGAGCUAAUGUACCUACCCUGCUGCAGAAAUACUUGCACCUCCAUUGAACAGUGGAGAAGAGCUCUGGUUAAUUGUAGUGCAUUUCAGCUCAAUGGCCUAUUUCAGUUUUCUCCAAAAUUUUUGAUGAUCUGCCAGUGAGUUGUGUGCUUACAAAAUGAUUAAUGAAGGAGAAAAAUAACUUUCUUUUUACAUUUAUUCCUUUUCAUAACUGAAACUGAAGGGUAAACUAGCCAAAAAAAAAAAAAAAAAAAAAAAAAAGUUCAGCAUACUGUAUUCCAUUAAGCUUCAGUUUCCACCAUGAAUAGAAAACAGUAAUAAUAUUUUGCUGACAAACCUUCAUGUUUGCUCCUUGGUGCCCAUUAACUUAUGAUAAGGAAGUGAAGGAGCCAGGUCUCCAUCUGUGAGGCUGAGAGGAGAGCAUGAAAUACCUGGUGACAUAACAGAUCUGUAAGACAGGUUGUGUCACUGGCUUGACACACAAGGAAGUUCCUCUUGCUUUAAGGGGAUGCCAGGAAGGUGCUGUGUUCCCUCCCAGUUAAAACUCUCUGUGGAAGGACAGGAGAAUUAGCAAUUCAUGUGGGAGCUUACUCAUGUGGAUGCAUACAAACAUAAAGAAAUAAUGAAGAAAUAAUGUUUUUGCUGAUAAUGUGAUUUGUGGUAUUCAAUCAUAUGAGAAAGAAGUUAAUUUUGGAGUAGCUGUCGUGUUGAUCAUGCACUGACAUUCUCCCAUUUCUGAAAUGUUAGGAGUACAACUAAUUACAGAAUUUAUAGAUAAUUUUGUAUUUCAUAUUUCACAAAAUAAUGAAGUCUGCCGUAUCUGUUUAAACAACAAAGAAGGAAGGCAGUACGGAUUUGUUACAGCAACUGAAAGCUGUCAGCACAAAUACUUCCUAGCUCCAUUUCUGCAUACAAUUAGGAAUUGGAGAGUUUGAGUAGUUUUUUUUUUCCUGUUGUUAACAAGGGGCGAGUCCCAGGCUGCCAGAAAGAGGGUGGGAUGACUGCAUUUGAAAAAAAAACAAAAAAAGAAAAGAAAGAAAAAGGUCAUGAAAUUGUCUAUACUUUCUUGUCUGCUGCCUAAUUUCAAGGCCAAAGCUGACUGGGAGCAUCUAACUUCAAAAAAAGUGAUUUAAAACCAGGAAUGUGAGCCUGUAAAUGUACAGUCUGUAUGGCUUACACUGCUGUCAUUUAAAGUUCUUGAAAGACAAGGGCUGUAACAGGCCAUUAUGCAUUACUGGCAACUUCCACCUUAGAUUUGCUAGCUUUGCAAGUCAGAUGGAUUUUUUCAAAAGGCUGCUGUGAUAGGCACAGCUAGAAACUCUCAAAAAGGCAGUCUGUUUGUGCAUUGGUUUUCAUCACUGGCCAUCAACAGCAAAGAAAGAAAUUCUGUCUUAAAGUAGCUGGCAAAUUUUUCUGAUGAUGCCUGGGGCAGAAUUGGAUAUCACUUGCUGCUAUGCUGCUCUAUUUGUUCUGUAAUGCUGACAGCAAUACAAACAAGUUGGCAGUUUGCUAACCAGACUUGAAUGCAAAGAAAUGGAAUGAACAGAUAUUUUGCAUCAAAUUGCAAAUUUUAGUCUCUUAGAGAAAAGCAAGUCUCAACACUAGCUUGCUUUCUUCCUAAGUGAGGAGGUGGCUUCCAGUGUUGAAUGUUGGAAAAGUAAAUCAGAAAAUGAGCAAUUUAUCUCAUUGGAAAACUAUCUUGUGCUGAACAACCAAAAUAAAAUUUUGUUUAUGAAUUUUGAAUAUUCAUUAGCCUGGCAAGGCACCUAAAGCAAUUGCAAAAUAAAAAAGGUCAGGAAAACAAAGCAGUAUGUGAAUUGUAUUUCUCAUGAAAGUGGUAUGUCAGCAGAAUUAUUAAGAUCUGUUUUAAGGUACUCAUUUAUGUAGUCAGGUUUUUAUGUUCUAUGUACUCAGUAAUUCUUGUUCGUUGGGAAUGUUUCCUCUUUUUUAAUAUACAACAAUUUUUUUCCCAUUGUGCAAAUGUGUUCUAAACAGUGCUAUCAAAGUCCACAAAUUAUCAGAGUGCUAUUUUCAAAUUGUUGUAUAAGAUCUGAAAUUUGCAAUGUAAGAAGAAUAAGUCAGCAACCAAAUUGUGCCAGCACAACUUCUACAAGGCAUGUGUUGGAGCCUGUUACGUGCAGUGGUAUGUAGGGGUGAACAGAUGUAUGCUGUCCUGUCAUCUUUAAAGUGUGUAUUCCUUUUUAACACAGCAUGUUCUCCUCACUGUGUUUUUUUCCUAUUAACAACAUUUUUCUGGGGAAAGAGUUCUAAGGAGCCAAAUUUCCCACGGUAUUCCAAAAUUUAGGCUGGAAGCUCAUAUGUUCCCAUUUUAAGCAUUUUAGAAACAAGGAAGUUAUGCUAACGUUCUUACUAAUCUAUGUAUAAAUAUAUAAAACUACAUAGAGCAUAUUCAUACAUAUACACAGGAACAAAUGGGUGCCUUGCUUUUUAUUACUCUGUCUUGCCUGGCUUAUCUUCAUUUUCUAAACAAAGCUACUUACAGAUCCUGCAUUUUUCAUUAUGGAACAUUAGCAUUUAAUCUUGAUGAAACAGGGUUUUCUUGAUUACAUUUGACAUACCAUAAACCACUUCAACAGAUUGAGAUUUGACAGAGAUUCACCUCCCAUGGAUUGUAUUUGUGACAAAUGUGUCCAUACCGAGUGUUCCUCGGGGAUGCAGAAGGUCUCCAGUGUUUGGAAAAGGUAAUAAUUUUAGCUUUUAUUGUACAGUGAUGGCAUGCCAUCUCGUACAAUGAAAAAGAAAUGGUAUGUAAGUCUUUGGCAGAAAGUGGUACAGGGUAUAAAAUGUUAGAUUUUAAUUAUGUUGAUUAAUACUCCAUUUAAAAUACAGAAUAAGCUUUAGUUAGUAAAUGUUUAAAUAACAUACUGGAACAGACAAAAGAUGCUGUUGAAAGAUCUCCAAACUGAUGUGCUGGCAAAUGCAAAGUACUGGUGAGCUGUAGAAGAGUAAACCAUUUUGCAGUGCUUUAGUGAUUUUCUCCAGCUUUAUGCAAUAGGAAUCCCAUCUCCCUUUCUGAAAGAAAACCUGAAAGCUAUAUUUCCUAAACUGCCUGCAUUACAACAGUAUAUUGAAAGGAAUUUCAUAUGCUUCUUGUGUCUGAUAAAUAGAAUUUGCAUAUUGUACUUAAGUUGUAAUCCAGUUGUUGUUGACAUUUGUUUAAUUAUUAUUAUUUUAGAGGGGAAAAUAAGCUAUACUGUAGCAUUUCAACCAUGUGUAUUUAAUAGUACUCUUAGAAGUUGCUAGACCGUUGGAAGACAGCAAUGACUGUAUUGACAUUGAUUAGCAUGAUGUGGAAAAUCUCAGCUGUUGGUUUUUGCAGUGUGAUAUAAAAAGCAAAAAUGAACCGCUGUGCAGUUUGGCUUAUGUUUGCUUUCAAGUGUGUAAAAGUUUUAGUUAUUUUGCAAAACUACUGUAUUUGGGAGUAUACAGUUCUGAAGGUAACAAUUGUUUUUCAAAGGACAGAUAUACUUACUCUUGGAUCAUAUGAUGUAUCAUCUUAAUUUGGCUUUUGUUAUGCAGAAAGUUAACACCAGCUAUUAAAAUAUAUUUUAGUAGAAAUGCUUUAAUUCCUGUUUUUUCCUCUACACUGUGAAUAUUUAAGCCUUGGUGGACUAGAGCAACAUCAUGCUGCCCAAAGUACUAACCUAUGCAAACUAGUUCACAUUUUAGUUGAUGUCACAGUGGAUGUAACAUAACAAUUUAUUUUGCAUAACAUUAAAAGUCAUUCAAAUAAAAUGUUAAACCUAGCACUAUGUAUGUAUUAUAUUCAUAAACAAUCCUCUGCAAAGCUACUAUACCCAUUAAAACAAGUUACUGAAGUAUAUUGUUCUAGCUAAGUAAGGAUGCUUUGACUUUUCAAACUGAAGUGGAAUAUAUAGAGCUAUUUCAAGCUUGAUCUCAAGAAAUGUUUCAGAAAACAGCAGUUUAUUUCAGAAAUGCACUCAUCUCAAAGAGUUAAUUAGCCUUUUCAGUCUAUGUUUGUAACCCUUCAUUAGAACAGUAAGUUACAUUCUAUGUCCCUUGUUUUGUUUAAAUAAACAAAGGUAGUAAGUGAA
This is a messenger RNA of Gallus gallus (chicken), 16044 nucleotides long. It is a transcript of the gene NEBL, whose product is annotated as nebulette. Gene Ontology annotation, molecular function: actin filament binding. The transcript has 33 exons. Gene Ontology annotation, cellular component: focal adhesion; Z disc. Gene Ontology annotation, biological process: cardiac muscle thin filament assembly. The record is from RefSeq and is a predicted model, not a curated record. Bases 8183 to 11071 code for a protein of 962 amino acids. Lineage: Eukaryota; Metazoa; Chordata; Aves; Galliformes; Phasianidae.